Molecule: messenger RNA, 4952 nt
Organism: Neomonachus schauinslandi (Hawaiian monk seal)
Lineage: Eukaryota; Metazoa; Chordata; Mammalia; Carnivora; Phocidae
Gene: RGS17
Product: regulator of G protein signaling 17
Exons: 5
Coding region: 209-841 (210 amino acids)
Source: RefSeq, a predicted model, not a curated record
CCCGCCCACCCUCCCUCCUCCCCUUCCCCUCUCCCCUCCAUCCUAGCCUCUCUCCCUCUCUCCUCGCCCGCUGGGUGCUGAAGUUGGGCGGAUGGCAGCAAACCCGCUCCGCUAGAGGACCGAGCAGCCCAGCCUCGCGCCCCCGGACCCAUCGGUGCGCUGCCCACACCUCCAGGCGACUGGCCAGUUGGGUACGAAAGUAGCUGAAAUGCGAAAGAGACAGCAAUCACAAAAUGAAGGAACACCUGCUGUGUCUCAAGGGCCUGGAAACCAGAGACCCAACAACACGUGUUGCUUCUGCUGGUGUUGUUGCUGCAGCUGCUCCUGCCUCACUGUUAGGAAUGAAGAAAGAGGGGAAAAUGCAGGAAGACCCACACAUACCACAAAAAUGGAGAGUAUCCAAGUCCUGGAGGAAUGCCAAAACCCCACUUCAGAUGAAGUCUUGUCCUGGUCUCAAAAUUUUGACAAGAUGAUGAAGGCCCCAGCAGGAAGAAACCUUUUCAGAGAGUUUCUCCGAACAGAAUACAGUGAAGAGAACCUACUUUUCUGGCUUGCCUGUGAAGACUUAAAGAAAGAGCAGAACAAAAAAGUAAUUGAAGAAAAGGCCAGAAUGAUCUAUGAAGAUUACAUUUCUAUACUAUCACCAAAAGAGGUCAGUCUCGAUUCUCGAGUUAGAGAGGUGAUCAAUAGAAAUCUGUUGGAUCCUAAUCCUCACAUGUAUGAAGAUGCCCAACUUCAGAUAUAUACCUUAAUGCACAGAGAUUCUUUUCCAAGGUUUUUGAACUCUCAAAUUUAUAAGUCCUUUGUUGAAAGUACUGCCAACUCUGCUUCUGAAUCUUAAUUUUCAUUAAAAAAAAAUCAUUUUGGAGGGCUGGGCUGGGAAAUAAAAGUAAUUAAAUAACACCAGAAACUGAGUUCCUGGAGAACUACAGUUUAGCAUUCCUCAGGCUACUGUGAAAAUACAACCAUAUGGUCUUUGUCUCCAUUUUUAUCAAGGUUAUCCUGGUUAAGUUUGGAGAAAACACCACAGAAAAACAAUGAAUUGCCAAAUUAAGUUUGUUUUAUUCAACACUCAUUCUACUUGCAAGCAAACUGUAUUUGUAGUCCUAUGAACAGUCUCCUAGUGUAUCCCGAGACUGCAUGUGCAAAGUAAAACUGCUUCAUUUGCCAUGUAGCUGUUGUAAUAUUUAAUCCAAUGGCAUACCUUUUAUCUGUAUUUAAAGACUUUUGUGCAAUAUGGUCUUAUAGAAAUAGUUGCCAAAAAAAUUGGCUUUGGUUUGCAUUUUUAAAUAUAGUCUAAGACAGAAAAAGCCAAUUUUUAAGUUGUAACAAUGGUAUUCAACAUGCUAUAUACUGUGUUCAGUACACUCAUUUUGAAGCCAAUAUUUCUGUACAUGGAAAAAGAGCUCUUUAUCUCUGUUUGUUGGGAAAUCCUACUGGGGGAUUCCUCUGCUUGUUCACUGCCAAAACUGUGGCAUUUUCUUUACAGAAUAGUUUGCUAUGUAAAAAAACAAAAACAACAAAUAAUAAGAAGAAGAAAAGAGAAAAAAAGCACAAAACAAUUUGAAGAUAUUCUAUCUCAAUGACAAAUCAAAGAGUGAUAACUGUUUUUAAUUGUAAUAGAAGAAAAUCUAUGUAUAUAUCAGAUGUCCAAUACUGUAAUUAAUUUAUUAAAGACUGGCUCUCCAGUUCUAAAACGGUUGUGUAAAGUAUGUACUUUAGCAAGAAAAAAAUACUAAGCUCGAUAACUUAGUUUUGGAAUAUAAAAAAAAAGGAUUUAAUAAAGGAAUGCCUAAAUGUAGCAUCAUAAAACAUUUUGAUGAAUAGCAUCUGUCCUGUGGCAUAUUUUCCUUGAAAGCAAAAUCCAAUGAAAAGCUAAGUUUUUAGCCAAGAGAAGUUUUGUAAGGGUUAUGAAGAAGAUAAUUCUCUACUUCAGACCUUAACUGUUUUUCAUAGUAUCUUCAGAAUGACUUAUUUUAAAAAUGUUAAAACCAAACUAUUAAUACUCAUCCAUAAUUGAAAGGCAGUACAGUGCUCAAAUCUUCUAGCUGCCAUAUUAUUUUUUAUAAGUACCACUAAAUCUUUAAGACAGAAUACUUGCCUGAUAUUGGCAUGUUCUUUUGACAUUCAAGAAAACAGUAUCCUAUCACGUGCACACACAGAAAAGUCAGUGUCAUAUUUAUAUCAAGGUGUUACAUUUGAAUAUUAAUAUCCCCUGGAGGCUAUUUUUUUAACUUAAACUUAAUAAAUAUAGUAUUGAGUCACCUAAAGGGAAAGUUUUAAAAAUAUUUAUAUCCACUGAGAAUACUGGCCUUAUAUUAAGGAUGAUAUUAAAAUUAUGGGUUUUGUCAUUUUUUAACUACCUCUCAUUUUUAAUUUAUUAAACAUUUUUAAAAUAAACAAGUUUGGGGUUUUCUUUUUAAAAUUUAUUUUACUUGAAAGGUUGGCAUCAUAAGUUUCUUUUUCCAUAAAACUUAAGACAUUUCAAGAAUUGUUUUUUUUAAGUGAAUUUGAUUUUCUAAUUUAUAUAGAAUUCAGGAGAUAUGGUUAAAAGGGCUAUUAUCUAUUCCCUAUGCAAAUAUUUUAGCUGUUGCAGUGUUUGACAAAAUGGGAUUAAAAAAAGUUUGCAGAGUUAGAAAACAAAAUGUUCUGUUUACACUGGCGUUGCUGACUAUCCUACCAUAUUCAGCACUUUUAAAUACAUUAUUUAUGAAAAUGUAGUUAGAAUACAAGAUAGAAAAUAUUUGUAAUAAUCCUUUCUUUUAAUAAAUGCCUGUUUUUGUCUGAAAGUGUUAGUGUGUUAAGAUAUACUUUAUCCAUGUCGAUUAGAUAUUUCCUAUUUGAAUAAUAGCUUUCAGUAAUAUGUUGAAAAAAAGAUAGCUAUGAAGAUGUUUACAAAAAGUCCUAUUUUUUUCCGAAAGAGUGAAGAAAAACCUACAAGAAUCAUCACUUCUAUUGUGAAGUUCUAUUGUUCCUAAAUUAUUUAAUUUUUUCUUGAGUAGAAUUGAGUUUAUUAUGCUCCUAUGAUGUAUUCACAUACAUGUUGUAAUAUCAUACUUGUUGCUAUGUUUGAGGCACAAUAAAUUGGUGCACAUGACCAGAAAAUAUGUAAUAUACUAUGAUACACUGCAUGCAUCAAUCUUUUUACAUGUAGACUUUAUAUUCUUGUUGUUACUAUAUAUGAUGGUGACCUGCUAGCCAUAAGUUAUCUUUAUAAGAUACUUUGGACUAUUAGAUGAAUUGUCUGUUUGACAAUACCUUUAAUAUUUUACCAAAUGUAAAAGAUAAGGGCCCUUAUAAAGAGUCCUAAUCUCUAACCUGGGCAUUCGUAGAAUAUAGACUUUGAAGUUAGUAUAUCCUUUUGAGGCAUGAUUCGGAAGUUGGGUUGAGAAUUAUUCUAGAGCAGAUUUACACAUCGGAUGUUGGCAGCCAUGUUAUGUGAGCAUUUCUGCGCUGAAUUCCUACUGGGGGGAGGGGGAGGUUUCUCAUUUAAUUUCAAAAUGUUUGAAGUUUCUAUCUACGAGUAUGUGUGUAUAUUUGCAACUCUACCAAUUUUUAAAGUAUGGUGUAACUCCUUCUGUUUCAAUUACAGAGCUUUAAUAAACAAAAAGCCCUCAACUGGUCUCUCUGCCACCAUUCCAAGAGCACAAUAUUUGUUAUGACAAAAUUAGAAUCUGAUUUUUCCUAGUGAUUAUAUUCCUCCCUGGGGACAAAUUAGCACUUUAGAAGGUACACUUUGUGUUUUAGAUUGUCAGGAUAUCUUUGUGUACUGUUAGAAUCUGCUAAUGCACACAGGAAGAGAUUAAUGCUCUUUCUAUAGUGCUUAAAUUCAGAUGUGUCUAUCAUGGAAAGAAAAGUGAAGGAUAUAGAUUAUAUAUAAAUGUAUAUAACUAAAUUGGAGAGCCAGAUUUCUUCAGAGAUGGAUCUUAUACAUAGGUCACACUGAUAAUGGAUGGAUGAUGCUUCUUCUUCUUUAUUCUGGAUAAUUGUUAUUAUGUUACCCAAAGGUAAUACAGAUGUUCCAACAGUGUUAUAGGGCAGCUCUAAGCACAAUGGGUGCACUGGCAUAUGAACAAAAAUAGCAAAACUCAAUUUUGGUAUCAAUGUUAUGGAGUGCAAAAAUCAAGACCAUAAUGUGGUCUUUUUAAAAAAAAAAAAAAAGUCUUAAAAUAUGUACAUAGGAUGACCAGUUCUGAUAUUUGGUCAUGGUGCAUGGGGUGUUUAUUAGUAUCCUUCAAUGCUGCCUAGGUUCUUACUUACAGAAUGAAAUGCAUAUCAUGUAUUUACCUGUUAGUUCAGUUUUGCAAAAGGACUAUAGAAGUAGGUAAAUAAUGUUUCUAUAUUAGGGGCAAAAACACAUUUUCACCCCAUUAAGCUGACUUAAAAUAAUACCUGAUUCUUAACCUUGGACAUAUCCAUUUUUUCUAUACACUUUUAACAUACUGAAAAAAUGUCAUAUCGUAAUUGUGACAAGUUACAUUUGCAAAAAAUACAUGUCAGAUGCUUUGAGGAAUAAAUACAGAAGGAAGAAAUUUUAAAUACAAUCAGAAAAUAGGAAAAUAAGAACUCUUUCAAAAGCCACCUAAAACUUCUUAGGUCUAAAAUGCCUAUAGAUAGAACCCUAUCAAAAAUGAAUUUUAAAAACUUUGCUCUGGAUACAAUGGCAUAUUACUUUGAAAGGUGGUAAAGACCGUUCCACAAAACUUUCUUGCCUGUGUUUUUAUAUUGACAGCUGCUGACCCUAUUUUUCAAAAUAUAUUAUGCAAACAUUUAUAUUUGCAUGCUUUUUUCAGUUCUUUUUAAAUUUCUGACCGAUAUAAAAUGCUUGUUCUCCUGAGAAAACAGUAUUAAAUCUGUAAAAGUUUUAGUUAUUCCUCACUUGUUACAACUGCAAAUAUUUAUCAAUAAAACUGAUACCAAAAACUUGGCUUCUGAUCUUCCCUGCAACGUUC